AUGUCUUUUGUUAACUUAGUAAAGCUUAAAUUCUUUGUAAUCUUACUCUAUUCCUGCGUAUUUUGUGUUUCCAAUAUUAGCUCACACUAAUGUUCUCACGAUACAAUUGAUUAUUCCACCAUAUUACCAUAAAAUUUCUUUGCAUAAUAUAGUAAUAAUUACCCAAAUCAAUAGUUUUAAAGUGUUAACGCAUAGCCAAUUAGGGUUACUUAUGAUUUUAGUUUAAUUCCUGAUUAAUAUUAAUCUAUUCCUAGCUCUUUCAUUCAAGCUUAGUUAGAAAAUUUAGUACUCUACAUGUAAUAUUUCAUAAAGGUUGUCCCUAGAUCUUCCCCAAUAAAAAAUGCUUCUCAGAGAUUAGGCUGUAAUAACUACACAUAUCCUUCUUCUUUUAUAACUAAUGGUAUUCAGAACUCUGACUUUCAUUUAUUCAUAACUUAUAUAGACUCUAAUUUCCCUAAUGCUUCUCCAGUAUAAGCUUGGUGGUGUGAAGUAGAUCCUAAUCCGGUCGCUGCAGUCUUUUAGGUCAAUUAUUCAGUGAUAAAAUUUUAUUACCCGUCAGAGUAUGUUACAACAAAUAUUUUUAAAAGCUUAAUUCAUUAAUUCAUUCAUGUCUUAGGAUUUUCUCAUACACUUUUUCCAUUUUGGAUUGACAAUAAAAGUAAACUUCCUUAUGGGAAUAAUAUUAGCUAACUUUUAUCUACAUAUUCUUUUGGAAAUAUUAACUCUCAUAUUAUUUAAUCUUUCAACUUAAAAUAUUUUGUUAACAAUUAUUAUGACUGCUCUAACUCAGAGGGUAUGAUAUUAGAAAAUUAACCAAUUGUAAAUAAUUAAGUUUCUCAUUUUGAAUUUGAUUUGGUUGGAAAUGACUUAAUGACUGAAAAUACUUUUUUAUACCUAUUAUCUUAAUUGACUUAAAUGACAGUAUUUCUAUUAAGAGAUACAGGAUUCUAUGAUACAAUUAAUGAAAAUAUGCUUAAUGUGUCAGAAAAUUGGUGGGGAAAAUCUGAAACUUGCGAAUUCAUUUGGAAAAGUUGUAGGUCAACAGCUUAAAAUUUUUUGGAAUUCAAUAAGGGUGCUGACUAAGCCUGUGAUUUUUUCUAAUAAGGGUUUUCAACUCCUUCAAUUCCAACAAACUCAUAAUGCAACAUGCCUUAAAUCGAAAUUGUUAAUUUGUGUUAAAAUUCAAGUUAAACACCACCUGAUUAGAUUAAUAGAAUGAAUACUGGAGUCAACUCCAGAUGCUUUAAGUCAAAUGCCUACUAAACAUAAGGAGGUUCUAUUACGACAAACGUAAAAUGCUUUAAAUCUACAUGUGAUGCUUCAUUCUCAACAAUUUAAGUCACGAUAUGGGGAACUGAAACAGUCACUUGCACAUAUGCAAACGAAGUCAUUUAACUUUCGAAAAAUGGAAUGGGAACUUCUGGAUAACUUACUUGUCCUUCAAAUUUUAAAAUAUUCUGUAGUACAUUUAUAAUAGAAACUUGUCUUAGAAAUUGCAGUAAUAAUGGAUUUUGCAAUAAGGGUAUUUGCUUCUGCUAGAAUGGUUUUGUAGGAGCAGAUUGCUCUGCUAUAUGUCCAUAAAAUUAUGUCCUUGAUAACAACUAAUGUGUUUAAAAGUGUGGAUCUGGAAAAUACUAAAAUCCUAAUAAUACUUGUAAUGUUGGAUGUCCUUAAGGAUUUUAUGCUGAUGCAGUUACCUAAAAGUGCUAAAUUUGUCAUCCGUUUUGUUCUGCUUGUACUGGUCCUUCUUAAUAGGAAUGCUAAAAUUGUAACUUUCCCUAUAUAUAUAAUGCUGGUGCAUCUACUUGUACUGAUAGAAAAUGUGAUUCAAGUUGUGCAACUUGCUUUGGAUUAGAAGCAAAUAAUUGUCUUAAAUGCUUUAAAGGAUUCUAUUUAGAUCAAAAUAAUACUUGCUAAUAAUGCAGUCCUUAAUGUCUAGAGUGUUAGAGCACUAAAAGUUAAUGUACCUUAUGUUCAAACACUCCAAAUGUAUUUUAUACUUACAGUUAGAAAUACAAAACAUGCAUUUCCACUUGCGAUAAAUCUUGUAAAACUUGCACUUAACCUUAAUCACCUACAUCUUGUAUAAAUUGCUCAUAAGGUUUUAUUCGAUUUGGCUCUAAUUGUGUCACUACUUGUGAUAGCUCGUGUCUUACUUGUUUAUAAGCUAAUUCUCCUAAUUCUUGUACAUCUUGCAACCCUGGAUAUUUCUUAAACACUCAAGACUCCUCCUGCUAAAAAUGUUAGUCUCCAUGCUUAGAAUGUAGUAAUUCAUAAUCCCAGUGUAUUUCAUGCAUUCCAAAUUAUUAAUUAAAUUCUUAAACAAAUGUUUGUGAAUUGAUUUGUGAUUAAGCAUGUUAAAAAUGUUUAGCUCCAAACGACCCAACUUAAUGCGUUUAAUGUUCAGCAAAUUAUUUUUCAUAAUAAACAGCACCUCCUUAUACUUGCACUAAAUGCAUUUAUCCUUGUAUUUCUUGCUAAUAAUUCGGAUAGUGUCUUAACUGUGAUGCAGGGUAUAAUUUAAUAGGUAAUUAGUGCUAAAUGAUUUGUCAUCAAUCUUGUUAGACUUGUACACAGCCUAAUAAUAGCAAUGCAUGCAGUUCUUGUUCUGAUAAAUAUUUUCUAUAAGGAUCAAAAUGCUUAGAAUGUUAAUCUCCUUGCCAGAAUUGUGUAGAUUCAAGUACAAAAUGUACUUCAUGCAUUUAAAAUUAUUAAUUAUAAAAUAAUCAAUGUGUUUCUGAGUGUGAUUAGUCAUGUUUAACAUGUUUGCAGCUAAAUGAUAAAAAUAGUUGCUUAACAUGCUAAACAGGAUUUUAUUUUAAAUAAAACUCUUAAGUACCAGUAAAAGGGUAAUGUAUACAAUGCUCUAUUAAUUGCUUGAAAUGUGAUAUCUUAUAAAGUAGCUCAUAAUUAUAAUGUUUGGAAUGUUAAGAUGGCUUUUAAUUAAAUAGUUUAGGAGAAUGUGUUAAAUGCGAUUCUACGUGUAAAACAUGCUUCUUGCCUAAUAACCCUUAAGCAUGUGAGCUAUGUUUUCCAUCAUACGAUUUGACAUCAAAUCAUUCAUGUAUUUAAUGUUAAUAGGGAUAUUAUUUUUCUGAGUAAAAUUAGGAGUGUCUUUAAUGUCCUAUGGGGUGUUUAUCUUGCUCUUCAAAUUAAAUUUGUAAUUCAUGCGUGUAAGGAUAUACUUUAGACAGUAACAAUAAUUGCACUAAUACAAUAAAAUGCCAUUUAACAUGCAAAUCUUGCACCAAUACAUCUUAUCAAGGAUGCAUGGCUUGCUCUUCCAACAGAGAGUUAAAAAUUUUAAAUACUGAAUAUUAAACAGGAAUUUGUGAUUGCCCUAAAGAAACCACAGACAACGGAGGUGAAAAGUGCGAGUUUAGUAAUGUGCAAGAAAUAGUUGCUAAAACUUCUUAACUUUCUUUCUCAGUCUCUACAUCAAUAAUAUCUAUUGCAUCUGUAAUAAAUUCAAAUCCUAUCCCUUUUAUUAUGAUGAUGGAAUUUUGCUAGAGUGUUAGCUAUUUAUCUUACGUUAAUUACAAACCAGCUAUGGGAUUGGAUAGCGUUUUAAAUUCAGUUUCAUUAAUAAAUCUCUCAAAAGUAAAAAUAUUUAAUAAUAUAUUUGGCUCGGAUAAUGAGAGUAAUAAGAGGCUACUUGAUAGUCCUUAGGAAGUCUAGCCAAGCCAAAGCUCUCCAGAUGAUAAUAGUGUUAAAUUCUAGCUGAAUGAUAAAAGCACAUCUUUCUUAGAAAAUUCAUUUUUGAUUGUGGUAGUAAAUUUUAUAAUUUGGCUUUUAGCUGGAAUUUUUUCUUUGGUUAAGAUUAAGCGAUACAGUAACUUUCUUUCAAAGGCAAGAAGAAUUUUUUGUAUUUCUGCUCCUGUUGUCAUAUUUUUACUUAGUAGCCAGGAAUAUAGCUUGUUGGUUUUUUUGCAAUUGAAAUCUCCUUAGUAUGAUACAACAUAAAACAUCAUUAACUUAUCUUUUGCAUUGGCUUCAAUAGUUUAUAUUUUUGUAAUGUCGCUCUAUUUAACUUACUAGCUUCAACGAAACAUCAAAGUGAAAUCUGCUAAAAAAUAUUAUUCAGAUGUAGAAAAUAACAAAUCUAUUAGGAACGAACAAUCUUCUUACAAGAAAGGUAAAACGGAUUAGAAUCACAAUUCGUCUAGCUAUGGAGCACCUUCUAGGGCUGAUUUCUCAAAUUAAAAAAUAGUUUAUCAAAGACCAUCUCAAUUAGAUUUGGCAAAAAAUUAAUCAUCUUACAAUGAAACAUCAGAAGAAAAGUCAGUGUUUUCAAAGUUUAAAACUUAAUCUAUACAGAAUAAUCAAAUUCCUUAUUAUAAAUUAAGAUUAUAUUUAAUUUAUAAAUACGUUAAGUAAGAUAACGUAAUGACUCGUCACUUUGUUUAAAUAACUGUUUUACGUAAAUUAAUCAUUUCGAUUUCUUGUGUUGUAAUUACAGAAAAUCCGAUAGCAUAACUGAGUUUGCAACUUUUUAGCUAUGUGGUUUACUGCAUUUACUUGCUUGUAGCAAAACCUCUUAAAUAUCCAUAACAGAUGCUCUCAAUGUGUAUAAUAGAUUCAAUUAUCUCAAUAUUGCACAUUAUGUACAUAAUUAUGGUAUCGUACUCAGAUAAUGAAUUCCUUUAAAAGCUUAUGUCGCUAUUGAUCCUCUCUACAACAAUAAGUGUCUUUAUAUUAUUUUUUGUUUAUUCAGUUUUCAUAUUAGUAAAGCUAUUCUAUUUACAGCUAAUGAAGUGUCUGUAUAGAAAUUCAAUAGUAAAAGUUAAAAAAGACUUAAAACCAAUUGAAGAACUGAAUAUCAUUAGUAAUGAUAAAAAGGAUGAAACUAUUCAACAUAUAAUUCAUUAAGACAAUACAGAUUAAAUAAAAAGUCCAACACUUAUUUAUAAUAACUCAUCAAAAUUUAUCUCUCCAAAAUAAUCAUCAAGAGAAAGUAUUACCAUAAAAUAAUGA
Molecule: messenger RNA, 4974 nt
Organism: Tetrahymena thermophila SB210
Lineage: Eukaryota; Ciliophora; Oligohymenophorea; Hymenostomatida; Tetrahymenidae
Product: EGF-like domain protein
Exons: 6
Biological process (GO): proteolysis; cell adhesion
Cellular component (GO): cytoplasm; membrane
Molecular function (GO): metalloendopeptidase activity
Source: RefSeq, a predicted model, not a curated record